CAUUUGAGCAGCAGUGUAAAAUGCUAAGAAGUACAGCGCACAGUAAAGUAGACAAAAUGUUUUGAACUCAUGUCGCCGAUUUUACGGUGUAGAAUUAACACAUAAGGACUGGGUUACGCUAUUUUAAGAUUUAAUUUGUUUUAAAGACAAAUAAAAAUAAACAAAAGUUUAUUUUAGGAAUUAAAGUUAUUUCUAAUCAGCGCCUUAAUUGGUCCCACACUACUUUGAAGUUAUACAAAAAGCAAUUUGGAUUUGACGACAAUACAUCUAAAAUCACGCUCGGAUAUUCAGUUUGUUUUUUACAACAAACUACAAUACAAAAUGACGGCAAAAGAAACAAAAAAUGGAAUAUCUCACAUUGAUAGGAAAGUGUUGAAACGACAGGCUUCUUCUACAGACAGAACCUGUGGAGUAGGAUCAUGUACCCCACAAUGUAUCCAGCCGAUGGCCGACAUGCGCCUUUUCGUUGUGUGUAUUGGGAUAUUUUCUAUGUGCUACGGAAUGGGUCAGCCUUAUUUGUCAUCUUUUACAUCCACACUUGAAAAACGAUUCUCCCUUCCAAGCUCAAAGAUGGGCAUUUUGAUGUCAACUGACAAUGCAGGAUUUGUCGUAUCAACAGUCUUAGUGAGUCACUUCGGGAGGCAUACGCAUAUGCCACGGCUGUUCUUCGGAGCAGGAUGUCUCACCUCUUUAGCUUUCAUCAUAAUGAUUUUUCCACAUUUUAUAUUUGGAUCCGGAAUGGACACAGGGGACAUGUUAGGAGGAUCCGCUGCAAUGGGGUCAAAUAACACAACUCUUGGUGGAUCAAAUACUCAGGAAGGUCUAUGUGACACGACAGCAGGGAAUUUAACUUUAAAUUCAAGCAAUCACGAAAGAACAUGCAACAAUCAGGAUACGGAAUCGAACAGUAAUAAUAUUGCAUUUGGAAUUUUUGCAACAGCACAGUUCAUGUUCGGUGUGUGCACCUCACCAUUUUUCACAUUGGGUCUGGUGUAUAUUGAUGAUAAUGCACAAACUAAAAGACAAUCAUCGGCCUAUUACGGAGUCUUGUUUGCAAUCAGGAUGCUGGCCCCGGUGUUGGGAUAUCUGGUGGGUGGAUGGAUGUCUACUAUUCCCGCGGAUGUUCAAUCGUUUCAUAUCUCACCACGUGAUCCCCGUUUCAUCGGUGCAUGGUGGCUGGGGUACGCUGUCUUGGCAAUCCUUAUGUUCCUCUCCGGGGUUCCGUUGCUCUUCUUUCCUCGACACCUGAAAAAAUUGACAGCAAAGGAGAAAAAAAGAAUCGAUGCAGAGGAAAGUAACGCGAUGGGAGGUGGUUUCAACAAGGCUCUCGUGGAAAUGAAAGAUUUACCUAGAGCCAUCUGGCGGUUGUGUAAGAAUCCAGUGUACAUAAUUGCGGCUAUUGGCGGUGUCUGUCACGUGUACAUCUACGCCGGAUAUUUCUCGUUUCUCCCCAAGUUUAUCCAGUCGUACUAUCGGUUACCCAUAUCCACUGCCAGCGUUAUUACAGGAAUGAGUUUCGCUUUGGCGGGAUCAUUUGGCAAUAUCGCAAGCGGUAUCAUGUCCUCUAAAUGGAACAUGUCUGCAAGGACGGCUGCUAUUGGUUGUUUUGCAUCUGCCGUCAUCAGUGCAGCUGGAUUUGCUUCGUUGAUGCUGUUCCCAUGUAAUGAACCAAAGAUCCAGGGCUUUCAAAUGGGAAGAGUUACCGAGCUAUGUGACCCUUCAUGUAUGUGUGACACUUCUACUUUUAACCCAGUGUGCGGAAGCGAUAAUCUGAACUACGCCUCUCCCUGUCUUGCCGGCUGUACUACUAUGCAACGGAAUAAUACGGAGACAUUGUACUCAAACUGUGGAUGCAUCAACAAUAUAAAUGCAUCGUUACCUAGCAACCAUCUGGUAGAUGGCAGUGCUGUUCCCGGCGUAUGUGAUCCUGGAUGUAAAACAGUUUGGGGCUUUGCUGCUGUUCUAAUUCUGAUCACAUUGGCGCAAUCACUCUUUGGCAUUCCAGGAAUGAAAAUUUUGCUAAGGUGCGUCGACCAACAAGACAGGGCGCUGGCAUUUGGCGUCUUGACAGCUAUCGUGGUAGUUUGUGCUCUUCCAAGCCCUGUCAUUUACGGUAGCGUCAUCGACUCCACGUGUUUGGUCCAACAAGAAUUACCAUGUGGCGGUGGCAGGGGCUACUGCAGCCUCUAUGACCUUCAACCGUUACGUGUUCGCUUACACGUGCUUACAACUGGCCUAAAGAUUGCAGCAACUCUCACUUCAUUAGUAACUCUGGUCCUAUGCUGGAACCCAAAAUUUAAAUUUGACGAUGAACUUGAUAAGAGUUCAGAAGAAUCCAAAAGUGAAAGUGAUACGGACGAUCAUGAAUUGACUGAAAUGCUUCCUUCUAAAGUGGUAGACAUUGAUAAACCUCAACCAUCAAAAGUUGUCACAAUGAGUUAAAUUCUAAGUUUCAUGUCUCAAACUCUCCCAAGCGGUAGAAAAAAAAUAAUUCCCGUUCACUUUAAGUAGCACAAUAAAUGAAUCCAAAGCUUCAUAACUGCAAAUGAUGG
Messenger RNA from Owenia fusiformis, 2552 nucleotides. Lineage: Eukaryota; Metazoa; Annelida; Polychaeta; Sabellida; Oweniidae. The record is from the annotation of a GenBank genome assembly.